UGUAUUUCUGAGUUAAUUAAAGUGCUAUUUUUCAUCAAUGGAUGCACUUACGGUGUGAAAAAAAUGAGUAUCUGAAAGGUUUGCUUCUUCUGCUUAUAGAUGGAUGGCGAUAGCUCUACGACAGAUGCUUCUCAGUUAGGAAUUUCUGGAGAUUACCUUGGCAGCAGUCACUAUGUGAUACAGCCUCAUGAUGACACAGAGGACAGCAUGAAUGAUCAUGAAGAUACAAAUGGCUCAAAAGAGAGUUUUAGAGAACAAGAUAUUUAUCUCCCAAUUGCAAAUGUGGCAAGGAUAAUGAAAAAUGCCAUACCCCAGACAGGAAAGAUUGCUAAGGAUGCCAAGGAGUGUGUACAAGAGUGUGUGAGUGAAUUCAUCAGCUUUAUAACGUCGGAAGCAAGCGAGAGGUGUCACCAAGAGAAAAGGAAGACCAUCAAUGGAGAGGAUAUUCUCUUCGCCAUGUCUACCUUGGGAUUCGAUAGCUAUGUGGAGCCUUUGAAGCUCUACCUCCAGAAAUUCAGAGAGGCAAUGAAAGGAGAAAAGGGAAUUGGGGGAACAGUUACAGCUGGAGAUGGCCUAAGUGAGGAGCUCACAGAGGAAGCGUUUACUAACCAGUUGCCAGCGGGCUUAAUAACUACAGAUGGCCAACAGCAAAACGUUAUGGUUUAUACAACGUCUUACCAACAGGUACUGUACCCUAUCACCCACUCUCCCUUUUGCUAUUAAAAUGCAGACCGUA
Tinamus guttatus (white-throated tinamou) is the source of this 736-nucleotide messenger RNA. NCBI's taxonomy places the organism in Eukaryota, Metazoa, Chordata, Aves, Tinamiformes, Tinamidae. The record is from RefSeq and is a predicted model, not a curated record.